GUGGAAUCCUUUCCAAAAUAGACCGCUUGGCGCCUUGACGCCGAAAUCCCGGUCUUGAGCACUCUCAUUUACUCUUUGGUGAUCAAUCAUUCUCCUUGGACUUUGGGAACUACUACGAAAUUGAAGUUUACAGAACAUUCGACACAGUUAUAUCGCAGACAAAUAUGCCUCUAAAGGGCAUAAAAGUUUUAGAAUUAGCUGGUCUCGCACCAGGCCCAUUUUGUGGGAUGAUAUUAUCUGAAUUCGGUGCAUCAGUAAUUAGAGUGAACAAGCUUAAUGAAUCUUUCACCAAUGAUCCCCUUGGCUGUGGAAAAAGGUCAAUUGCAUUAAAUUUAAAAACCAAUGAUGGUGCUAGCAUAUUUAGAAAUCUAAGUAAUGAAAGUGAUGUACUUAUAGAUCCUUACAGAGCUGGAGUAAUGGAAAAACUAAAUCUGGGACCAAAAGAGCUUCUGAAAACAAAUAGGAAACUGAUAUAUGCUAGGCUAACAGGUUUUGGUCAAACUGGUCCAUAUGCUAGCAUGGCUGGACAUGAUAUAAAUUAUCUUGCACUGUCAGGUUUAUUAUCAUUAUGUGGACGUUAUGAUCAGAAACCAACGCCACCAGUGAAUUUAGCAGCAGAUUUUGGCGGUGGUGGACUAGCGUGUGCCUUUGGUAUAAUGCUGGCAUUGUUUGAACGCAACAAAAGUCAUAUUGGUCAAAUAAUUGAUGCAUCAAUGGUAGAGGGCUCAGCAUACUUAGGUAGCUGGUUAUUUAGAUCCCAAAAUAUACCUGGACUUUGGGGAAAUCCACGUGGCAAAAAUAUAUUAGAUUCUGGAGCACAUUUUUAUGACACUUAUGAAACAAAGGAUAAAGAAUACAUUUCUGUUGGAGCAAUUGAGCCUCAGUUCUAUGAACUGUUUUUAAAUAAACUUGGUAUCUCAUCUGAUGAAAUACCGCAGUUUGAUGAUUUCGAGGGAAGUCGAAAUAGAUUAGAAGAAAUAUUUAAGCAAAAAACUCAGGCAGAAUGGUGUGCCAUUUUUGAUGGCACAGACGCUUGUGUGACGCCCGUUUUAAAGUUGGACAAUGUUGCAUCACAUCCACAUAAUAAAGAGAGAAACACAUUUACGACUGAAAAUAAUGAUUUGGUAAUUCCAAAUCCUGCUCCACGUCUAUCCCGAACGCCUGGAACAUCCAAAUGGCGUGAAACAAAUCCAGAACCAGGUGAACAUACUACAGAGAUUCUCACUGAGUUAAACUAUAGCCCUAAAGAGAUCAGUAAUUUCAUAUCAAACGGAAUUGUUAUUCAGGGAAUGAAGCGUCCUAAUCUUUAAGAAUAAAUAUGUUGUUAAUAUUUUAUCCCUUAGAAACUUGUAAAGUCGUCAAUUUUCUGAGAUACUAAAAACGAUUUAAUGGCAACCACAGCUAUCAAUUACCAUGUUUUUAUAUUUUUUUAACACGAUGUUACUUUCGUCGAGAAAAUAAACUACUGAUAUUGGUGA
This is a messenger RNA of Ceratina calcarata, 1478 nucleotides long. It is a transcript of the gene Amacr, whose product is annotated as Alpha-methylacyl-CoA racemase. The coding region runs from base 165 to 1310 and encodes 381 amino acids. Gene Ontology annotation, cellular component: mitochondrion. Gene Ontology annotation, molecular function: alpha-methylacyl-CoA racemase activity. The record is from RefSeq and is a predicted model, not a curated record. The transcript is spliced from 7 exons. Lineage: Eukaryota; Metazoa; Arthropoda; Insecta; Hymenoptera; Apidae. Gene Ontology annotation, biological process: bile acid metabolic process.